Eutrema salsugineum is the source of this 1780-nucleotide messenger RNA. RefSeq names its product fatty acyl-CoA reductase 3. Gene Ontology annotation, molecular function: alcohol-forming very long-chain fatty acyl-CoA reductase (NADP+) activity. NCBI's taxonomy places the organism in Eukaryota, Viridiplantae, Streptophyta, Magnoliopsida, Brassicales, Brassicaceae. Gene Ontology annotation, cellular component: intracellular membrane-bounded organelle. Bases 44 to 1528 code for a protein of 494 amino acids. The transcript has 10 exons. Gene Ontology annotation, biological process: suberin biosynthetic process; long-chain fatty-acyl-CoA metabolic process. The record is from RefSeq and is a predicted model, not a curated record.
GUCGUACUCUGUUGGAUUCUUUCUCUCGCUCAAACUAUAAAUUAUGUCGACAGAAAUGGAGGUCGUAAGUGUUCUUCAGUACCUGGACAACAAAUCCAUAUUGGUCAUUGGAGCUGCUGGGUUCUUAGCAAAGAUUUUUCUGGAGAAGAUAUUAAGGGUGGCACCAAACGUGAAGAAACUCUAUCUCCUUCUACGAGCAACAAAUGAAAAAUCUGCUACACAGAGGUUUAACGACGAGAUUUUGGGGAAGGAUUUGUACAGGGUGGUGAAAGAGAAGUAUGGUGCAAAUCUAUAUCAACUAACAUCAGAGAAAGUCACUGUUGUCAAUGGGGACAUUUGCCGUGAUGAUUUGGGUCUUCAAGACUCCGACUUGGCACAUGAGAUGAUCCACGAAGUUGAUGCCAUUGUUAAUUUAGCGGCAACUACUAAGUUUGAUGAAAGAUAUGAUGUAGCACUUGGGAUCAACACAUCGGGUGCUCUCAGUGUCUUGAACUUUGCCAAGAGAUGUGCAAAGGUUAAGAUUUUUGUUCAUGUAUCAACAGCUUACGUGUGCGGGGAAAAAUCUGGCGUGAUAAUGGAGACACCAUACCGUAUGGGUGAGACUUUGAAUGGGACCACGGGUCUAAACAUCAACCAUGAGAAGAAAUUGGUUCAGGAGAAGCUUGACCAGCUCAGAGCCACCGGAGCUUCUCCUGAAACCAUCACACAAGCCAUGAAGGAUCUCGGACUCACCAGGGCAAAGAUGUAUGGAUGGCCAAACACAUAUGUGUUCACGAAGGCAAUGGGAGAGAUGCUGGUAGGGACAAAAAGGGGAAAUAUAUCACUUGUGUUGCUUCGUCCUUCAAUUAUUACCAGUACAUUCAAAGAACCAUUCCCUGGUUGGACCGAGGGCAUCAGGACCAUCGAUAGUUUAGCUGUUGGAUACGGUAAAGGCAAACUCACCUGCUUUCUUGCUGAUCUUAAUGCUAUUUCCGAUGUGAUGCCUGCGGACAUGGUAGUAAAUUCAAUACUAGUGUCGAUGGCUGCUCAAGCCGGUAAAGAGAAGGAGAUUAUUUAUCAUGUGGGUUCUUCACUUAGAAAUCCGCUAAAAAAUGAAAAAUUUCCUGAAGUUGCAUACCGGUAUUUCAAAACCAACCCAUGGAUCAACAAAGAGGGGAACCCGGUUCGGGUCAAGAAAAUUGAGAUGCUGAGUUCGAUGUCUAGUUUUCACAAGUACAUGACCAUACAUUACUUGAUUUCAUUGAAGGGACUUGAAUUAGUAAACAUGAUACUUUGCAAAUUGUUGGAGAAGAAAUUCAGGGAUUUCCAUAGGAAGAUAUACUUUGUAUUCCGGCUUGUUGAUCUCUAUCAGCCUUAUCUCUUUUUCCAUGGAGUAUUCGAUGAUACAAACACGGAAAAGCUGCAGAAAAUGGUGCCAAAGACAGAAUUAGAAAACGAGAUGUUCUAUUUCGAUCCAAAGAUUAUCAAUUGGGAUGACUAUUUUGUGGAUAUACACAUUCCUGGGCUGGUUAAGUACGUCUUCAAAUGAAGUCAUUUUAUAGUCACUGUGUUACAACGAGUAUAAAUUAUGACAACAUCGUACUCGUCGAUCCGUUUCUAUUCGGUUAUAUAUGUUCAUAACUCAUUAAGUUGGGGUUAUAGACCUGGAUUGUGUUUAUUUAUAAUUUCGGUAUUUGAAUCUGUAUAAUGGAAUUAAAUCUUCAAGCUUUGUAUUAUCCUCUAAAGUUAUCUUCAGUCACUUAUGGUUAUUGCCAAUGUAGAAAAAUCAGACCGGGCUGAA